Messenger RNA from Opisthorchis viverrini, 2325 nucleotides. RefSeq lists its product as hypothetical. The annotation marks the transcript as partial. The transcript has 10 exons. Gene Ontology annotation, biological process: DNA replication checkpoint signaling; replication fork arrest; DNA damage response. Gene Ontology annotation, cellular component: replication fork protection complex; nucleus. Lineage: Eukaryota; Metazoa; Platyhelminthes; Trematoda; Opisthorchiida; Opisthorchiidae. The record is from RefSeq and is a predicted model, not a curated record. Gene Ontology annotation, molecular function: DNA binding.
GCUACCGCCGACAAUCCUUAUCUUACUAAGCACUUUGCUAACCGAGUUUUGAGCAGUACUCGGAUUUCUGAAGCUGAGCACGAUGACAAUGUCCAGAAGACUGUCCAUCAGCGUCGUCGUCGAUUGCGCUUAUUAGACGAAGACGAAGAUGAGGAACACGAUCCACAGGACUUUGAAAAUAUCGAUCCUUCCUUAGCCAGUUUUCCCCUUUUACCCUCGUCUAUUCCUAUUCCGGAGAUCAGUGAUGAUGAAACUGAAGAAAGUUCUGAGGAUGAGGAAAAGGAACCUGGAUCUUCGGAUUCCAGUCGUUCUGAAUUUGUAGAAUCUGGAGAGGAAGAAUAUUUCGCUCCCCCGAAAUAUGGUGAUAAAAAACGAUCGGGUGAACGCCACCCUGAUAUUCGUCGUGGUUCACCAACACCUUCAAACGUACGCGGUCGAGCAGAGCCUGAAGUAUCCCAAGGUGAUGCCCCCAGAGACGAAGACGUGGACGAAGAUGUUCUUAACCGAUUACGAAGGCUUGCCAAGGGCGCAGCAAAGAAAACCGUGCAGCAUCCACGUCCAAAGUUAGAUCCACAAAUUCUCCUAAGCGAUAAGGGGCUACCUGCCUUACUGGAAGACUUCAAGAAGGUCCGUUUUCGAGGAAAAGGAUUCGAAUUUCAAGAUCUCGAUCGUCUGCUGUUCGUUUACGAAGCAUGGGCAAACCGCCUUUUGUCAAAAUCCAGUUUUCCAGAAAUCAUAGAACGACUGGAAAAAGUUGGCACUCGUCGAGAAAUUCAAGUGGCAUUGCAUCGUCUGCGUAAUGGUAUAUGGCCUCCUUAUAUGAGUGUGGAGCAAGUGGAAGAUGAAGAGGACUCAGACUUGCCAAUGAAGGAACCGGGUCCGCCAUCAGAAGUGGAGGAUGAAGAGGCAGCCUGGGAGCGUGCUUUACGUACGAUGCCUGCGGCUUCUGAGCUCAUGCCUGUCACUACUCCUUCGCCAUCACUCUUGAAUUACGGAUCUCCAUUCACUGAAGAGCCUCCGGAUACUUUUUCUGGUCAAUCUUCUGCCACACCGGCAGUCUCCGAAGAAGAUCGGGCUGAGCGUAACCGGCGUUUGGCUUUGGAACGACUGGCGGCUCGAACUUCAUCUCAGGGAGGACAGCUAUCUCAAACAAAAGCUACUCCACGCGCUCCAUCCGUUUUGAAGAAUGCACUAAAAGCCACCCUUCCUCUUCACACCUUGUCCAAGUUACCCGAAAAUGAUGAAACUCGUCAGUUUAUUACCUCCCUUUUGCGUAGCACGUUGUUUCGUUCGCGUCAGGCCCAGUGGUAUGCCUAUAUGUUAGAUCCGGUUUCGGCGAGAUGGCCCAAGUGGUUAGAGCACGAAGUUACUGACCAAAAGGCCCGUGGUUCGAACCCCACCUCUCCCUCUCGACUUCGCCUGUCUAGGCUUGGGCAACCUGAAAGUAUCCCAGCCCUCAUGCUUUCUUCAUGUAGCACGGCAGUUAGGCACCGGAAGGGUGCUACAGCUGAACGAUAUUUUUAUUUUUCAGUUUACUACCAAAACAACCGGGCAGCUGACAGUGUGACAAAAAUGCAUUGGCCAUGUUCCGUCCUAAUUCUCCUCGAGCUCUCAAUCGCAUACAUCAAAGCGGAAGCUUAUGGUGAAAUGUUUUGGGCAGAACUGAACCAGACGGUCACAGAUACCACACCACUCGCCAAAAACUUCGUGGAAUUGCUUCUGGUAACUGUCAGGCCAUGCCAGCUGAAUCACCAUUCACCUUUAUCACACACACUCUCUCUUAUGUAUUCCCACGUUCUAAUGAUCACAGAACCGGAACCUGAAGAUCCCAACCAACCCAUUCAAUUGCAAUUGCUGUUUGGACUUGACAAUCACACUUACGCAGAAGGGGACUUGACACAAUCAGCAGAAACUACACACCCAACAGCAUCCACUAGGGAGAAACAGGUGAAAAACUAUCUGGAAAGCGAUAAAUCAGACGGCCCAUCAGAAGCUGAAUUUGAGAUUUCUUCAAAUGAAAAUAUUCUAGCAAUCACCUCCAAUAUAACAUUGCUUGAACAGGAUCAAUUUAUUCGUGAUCUGAUGGAUCAGAUCAACUCACUAUAUGAAUCUGCUCAGUGGAUGUACGACGAAGCAGAACGUCACUUUAAUUUGGCCGAAAAACUGGUCGAAAAAGCAGACAGAGUAGCAGACCGUGCCGAAGCUUCUAGAAGGCAUCUGAGUGAGUGGAUGCAAAGGUAUGGUUUGGGAUGGGAUGUGGUAGACACGGAGGAUGUCACAGCGGAAAACGUUGUUGAAGCAAAUUACCUGGAUGAUCAACCGUGA